Messenger RNA from Fusarium mangiferae, 957 nucleotides. RefSeq lists its product as uncharacterized. The coding region runs from base 1 to 957 and encodes 318 amino acids. The transcript has a single exon. Lineage: Eukaryota; Fungi; Ascomycota; Sordariomycetes; Hypocreales; Nectriaceae. Gene Ontology annotation, molecular function: hydrolase activity, hydrolyzing O-glycosyl compounds. The record is from RefSeq and is a predicted model, not a curated record. Gene Ontology annotation, biological process: carbohydrate metabolic process.
AUGUCUUCCACAAAGUCCCUUCUUGCAUCCAUCCUCGCCAUCGCUCCCUUGGCUCUGGCUCAAGAUCCAUCAUGCGAUUGCUAUGUUACCAAGGGCGAUAGUCCCCAGUACUACACAAGCCACUCAUUCUUUGACUUCCGUUCCCUCUCCCAAUACGCUGGUGUUCCUCCCCUCAUCGACUCAAUCCAAGGCAACGCUGAAGCAGACUUUUCUUCAGCUUUCUUCAACUGGGAGUCUGAGUUUGCUCAAAGUUGGGGUCCUCAGAAAUGGAACAACGGAAACGAAGAGUUUCCUAUGCAGAAUACUUAUAACAACUUGUACAUUGAGGAGAACAAUGACGUCUCUCCUGCGAGUGAUACGUGGUUAACGAUGAGAACUGCUCGUCACAAUGGCUUCCAAACCGCCUCUGAGUUUGAGUCCCUUGAGAAGCAUCAGUAUGUCUCAUUGAGAAUGUAUGCUCGCACCAAGGGUUCGCCCGGUGCCUGUACAGCAAUGUUCACCUAUCUCAACGGCGGCUCCCUCGCCCUCGUCCAAGAAGCAGACAUUGAAGUGCUCACCAAAGAUGAUCCCACUAUCAUCCACUACACAAAUCAACCCUCCUACACCGACGAGGGCGGCGAAGUCGACGGCGCUCACCUAGCAGCCACACUCCCCGACGGUCUCAAGUGGACGGACUGGGCAAAGCACACUAUCGACUGGACGCCCGAUGCGACGAUCUGGAAGGUCAAUGAUAAAGAGACCUGGCGUAAUGCGUUCCAAGUGCCCAGAGAUCCGGCGCAGUUGAGCUUUAAUGCCUGGAGCAAUGGAGAUACGUGGACAGGUACUAUUCCAGAGGGUGGUGCGGCGUAUCAGCAGAUUCAGUGGAUUGAGGUCUUGCAUGGACGCACGGAGCAGGGGGCUUGUAAAAGGGUCUGUAGUGUUGAUGAGGGUGAGGCUGGUAAGGCUGUGCCUGUUUAG